AUGAACGAAGAAGUAAAUUUUGAUUUUUCUCUCCUCGAAUCCGUUAACAACUAUCUUGUUGAUAAUCAUUUCCUAUCUGGUUUUCUUCUUUCCGAUUUCAGUAUUCCAACCAUAUCUGAAGAAUCUUCCAUUAAUAUUGCCGCCGAAAUAUCUUCCAUUUUUGCAGCCAACUCUAGCUCAGGUGAGGUAUGUAGCCGGAGUUCCAGUUUUCUAAUUGAUGAUACAAUCGGGCCCUUGCCAAAUUUCGAUGACUUUGAGAUCCUAACUUCUUCCGAUAUCAUUUCGGCCCCGAGUUCUUCCACUAGUGGUAAUGAGUUUCCGGAUAUUUCAGCAGAUAUUCCGGCUGUCAGAAGUGAUCUUUCUGGUACCUGUUUACCUCCAAUGGAGGAAUCAGCUCUAUGCAUGACGUUAAACUGGGACUUGACGACUGGAAACGUGGUCGCGUUUGGCGAGAAGAUUUUCUCCGGUGAGGGAAACCACCAAUCACCACCAUGUGUAAACGACUAUAAUUCUGACGACGUGAAGAAUUUUGAAGCUCUGCCAAUAGCAUCACUUCAUGAAAGGAGGUACAGAGGAGUGAGACGGCGGCCGUGGGGGAAGUUCACGGCAGAGAUGAGGAAUCCGGAGAAGAAAGGGUCAAGAUUAUGGCUUGGGGACGUAUGA
Molecule: messenger RNA, 663 nt
Organism: Lactuca sativa (garden lettuce)
Lineage: Eukaryota; Viridiplantae; Streptophyta; Magnoliopsida; Asterales; Asteraceae
Biological process (GO): regulation of DNA-templated transcription; ethylene-activated signaling pathway
Molecular function (GO): DNA-binding transcription factor activity; DNA binding
Source: RefSeq, a predicted model, not a curated record